CAUGUGACCGUUGGGGUGGGCGGCGCGGCGCCAACGGCCGCGGCCGUGCGGGCGCCUGUGUCUUGGCAGGGCGAUGCCGGGCCGAAAGUCCUCAAAGGAGAAGAAGCGGCGCCGCUCGCGUUCCGCUUGCCCGGAGGGAGCCUCGGGGCCAGCUGGCAGCGAGAGGAAGCGGCGGAGCACGGAGUCCAGCCAUGGUGCGCCGGAGGAAGCAAAAUGCAAGGUACCAUCUGGAGAUAAAGAGGAAGAAACUGAACAACCCAGUGAUAUAGAGGAAGGUGGAUUAGAUCUCAGUGUCUCACUCAAACCAGUCAGUUUCUACAUCACAGACAAAAAAGAGAUGCUUCAACAGUGUUUCUGUGUCAUAGGAGAGAAGAAACUACAGAAGAUGCUGCCUGAUAUUUUAAAGAACUGUUCCAUGGAAGAGAUUAAACGGCUUUGCUUGGAACAGUUGGAGCUGUUAUCUGAAAAAAAACUGUUGAAGAUUCUUGAAGGCAAGAAUGGAGCUGAUUCUGAUACUGAUGAGGAUGCAGAUGGAGACAAGACUGGAGGUGAAUCAGUCAGUCAACAGGAUAACAGUAUAGACUCUACUUCGUCUCUGAGAGAAGACAACAAGCUGGAAGGUCAGGAAUCAAAACAAGGCAAAGGAGAAGAUAGCGAUGUCCUCAGCAUAAAUGCAGAUGCGUAUGAUAGUGACAUAGAAGGCCCAUGCAAUGAAGAGGAGUGUCCAGAAGUGCCAGAAAAUACUGUCAGAAGUGGAGCUGGUCAGAUAGAUGACCUUCAGAAGGACAUUGAGAAAAGUGUAAAUGAGAUACUGGGAUUGGCAGAAUCCAGCCCAAAGGAGCCCAAAGCAACAGCCUUAUCUGUUCCUCCAUCAGAAGAUGUUCAGCCAUCAGCACAGCAGCUGGAGCUCCUGGAACUUGAGAUGAGGGCCAGAGCUAUUAAGGCUUUAAUGAAAGCUGGUGAUGUAAAAAAACAGCCCUAAUGUUGUUUUUAAAUUUUCACUGUUUGUUUUGAGGGGUGUGAUGUCAGUUCUCUUCAGAGCUAAAGUAUAUUUGGACUGAAUAUGACAUUCCUCAUUCAAACACAUAUUGUGUAUCCUGACCUGUGACUUAAACCAUUGAUAGUUGAUUUUGUUGACUUUGUGCUGCUUCUAUGACUUGCACAAACGGAUUGGUUUGACGCUGCACUUAGGUCAGUGUCUCUUUGUUCUGUGUUAUCUCUUCAUAUGAAUCACAAAGUCACAGAUUGUAUAGAAUUAUGCCAGGAGCCUGGUGCCUUUAAGAAAGGUUAACACAAGAACAAAGUUCUUAAUAACCUCCUGGUAAGAAAUUAACCAGCUAUUUUAUUUAAGUGCAACUUGUUAACUAUUUGAGAAGUUUAUUUUAUAUAUGCUUCCUUAAAAAUACAAUUUUGAAGAGGUCUUUUACGGUGUGACUGCCUUUACCAUUCUGUGAUGUGAUGUGAGAUGCUUAUUUCUCCCUGGGGCCCAGCUUAUAGUAAUGUAAAUGUACAAGUUAAAAUAAAUGAUGGUUCACUUUCGACAAGUUAAAAGGAUGAUUUAUUUUUAGAAAUUUAAAUUGCUUAGGAGAAGGUCUUUUAUUCUCUGUUAAGUAAACAAUUGAACUAUAUUAAUGUUAGAGUUGAAAGAGUGCCUGAAAGUGACACAUCCUAUGCUGUUAGUUAAUUAAUUCUGUUGCUGUCCUACACUGUUAUCAUGUGUAUCAUAAUUGAAAUCAAGAAAACAGUCUUUUCCGUGACUGUGAAGCUUUUUUGAAUAUUUACCAUAAUAUUUAGGCCAGUACAACAAAUUAGAGACUGCUGAGAAGACACUGAGUUUUUGAUACUUAACAGAUAGUCAUUUCAUGUCUGCUGUAAAUAGGAAAAUCUGCCAAAUUGCAAUAUAAAUGCUUUUUAGAAAAGACAUUUUAUUUAUUUCUAUUAUAUAGGAUUUUAAAAACACAAAUUUACACUUUCCAUUUCAAUUAUACUUCCUUAUAAGUAACUUGUAUUAUAUAGUUCAUUUUCCUGCUAUGAUUACUUUUAAUAAUUAAAAGGAUUCUGAUUUUGUUGGAA
Messenger RNA from Rhea pennata, 2073 nucleotides. It is a transcript of the gene CAAP1, whose product is annotated as caspase activity and apoptosis inhibitor 1. The transcript has 6 exons. The record is from RefSeq and is a predicted model, not a curated record. Bases 74 to 982 code for a protein of 302 amino acids. Lineage: Eukaryota; Metazoa; Chordata; Aves; Rheiformes; Rheidae.